Messenger RNA from Schistosoma margrebowiei, 4499 nucleotides. The record is from the annotation of a GenBank genome assembly. Lineage: Eukaryota; Metazoa; Platyhelminthes; Trematoda; Strigeidida; Schistosomatidae.
GUAAAUAAGAAUGUACCAUCCGAUGCACAUGUAUUGCGUUUAUUGAUCAAAACUGGAAUAUUUGUACUUUAUUUACUUUAUUUAUUAAUUAAAUAUGUUUAUUAUAUUGAAUGUCACUGAAAUGUGAUACAUUUUUUUUAGAAUGAUCCAUUUAAACAUUAUGAAAUUAGAUUAGAAGUAUGAAUCGAUUAAAUCGUCUAAAUGAAAUGAAUCAAAGAGCAUUCUCAUUACCACCAAAUAAUUAUCCAUAUAAAAUAGAACAUCAUUUCAUGAAUAAUACAAAUAUACCAUUAUAUACACCGAAUAUUAUAUCUCCAUCAAAUAAAUUGAAUGAUGAUUAUGUCAAUCAUGAAAAACAUCAUUAUGAUUCAUUCAAUUACAAUGAUAAACAAGAUCCAACAGAUAGUGAAUUAAUAUUACAAGAAACAUUUAAUAAUUUUGAUAUGAUAACACGUCAAUUUAUGGGAUUAUCAUCUAGUUUAAAUAGUUUAAAUACUGAUGAUGAUAGUGGUUAUGUUCAUACAUCAUUUGGUAAUCAUAAUCAAUUAAUUGAUUCAACUUAUUCUAAUACAAAUACUACUAAUACUACAACAUCUGAAGAUUCAAGUAGUAUAAGUGUGAAUAAUAAUAAUAAUAAUACUAAUAAAGAUGAAUUAUUAUUAGUUAUGAUUGAAGAUUUAGUUGAUUGGUUUCAACAAAUGUAUCCAACUAUGACUAAUGGAAUGAAUUCAGAUAAUUUUUUUGAUUAUUUAUCUGAUGGUAUUUUAUUAUGUCAUCAUGCAACUGAAUUACAUCAUCGUUUAGCUUUAGAAACUAAUCAUUCAAUUAAUAAUUCUAAAUCUAUCCCAUUGCAUGGUAUACGUAUUAGUGGUAUACAAGUAACAUUACCUAAAUCUAGUCCAAUUUAUCAAAACUAUGAAUAUCAUCAUUCAUCUAAUGCGAUUAUCAGUUUUAUAUCACGUAAUAAUGUAUCAAAUUUUUUACAAUGGUGUCGACAACUUGGUAUGUAUAAUUCAAUCUUAUUUGAAAGUGAAGAUUUAGUAUGUAAAAAAAAUCUACGUAAUGUUAUUGUAUGUUUAUUAGAAUUAGCACGUCUUGGUAAUUAUAUUCAUAUGUGUAUACCAGAUAUUGUUAAAUUAGAAAUAGAAAUUGAUAAACAAUUAACUAAUGAAUUCAAUCAAUCAAUUAAUCAAUAUUCAAUCAAUUCAAAUAAUCAUUUAUUGAAUAUCAAUAAUAAUCAAAAAAUCAAUAAUAAUAAUAAUAAUAAUAAUAAUGAUAAUGAUGAUGAUAAAAAUCAAUUAACUUAUUAUCGAUCAAAUUGUUCAAUAGGAUUACGUAAACAACAACAACAACAACAUAGGAACAUUUCAAUGAAUAAAACUAAUCAACAUACAUUAUUAGAUUGUAAUAACAAUAAUAAUAAUAAUAAUACUAAUAAUAAUAAUAAUAAUAAUGUGAAGAAGGAGAAACAAAAACAAGAAUUACAACGUCCAAUUGUUGAUUUUCGUUCAUUAGAUGAAUUAGUACGUGAACUAUUAUCACAAUGUACUUGUAAACAAACAUUCCCUAUGGUUCGUAUUGGUGAAGGACGUUAUUUAUUUGGUGAUAAAGGUACACAAAUAUUUGUUCGAAUACUGAGAAAUCAUGUGAUGGUUCGAGUCGGUGGUGGCUGGGAUACACUGAGUCAUUUCUUAUCGAAAUACGAUGAAUGUCGUAAAGUUAAUCCAUUAGGAUCAUGUAAAUUAAAUUCAAUGAAUCAAAAUUCCAAAUUGAAUGAAGAUAAAAUUCAAAACAUGGUAGAAUGUAAAUUGAAUGUUGUAAAAAAACGUACAUCAUCUGUAACUAAAGAGAAACAAUCACAUAGAGAUAAUGAUCACCAUAAUGAUGAUAAUGAUAGUUCUAAUGGCAAAGUACAAUUGAAUCAUAAAAUUGAUUCAGAAUUAAUGAAAUCAAUGAAAAAUAUAAAUGAAAAUCAAAUUCAUCUAAAAAAAUCUUUAGAAGAAACAAAUUGUCUUACUAAAUCACAAUUUUUCUCUGAACUCAAUUUAACUUCAUUGAAUAAUGAUAAUGAUGAUGUUGAUGACUUGAAUUGUUCUACACAUUUUCCACGAUUUAUUAUCCCUGAUCAAUAUAUGAAAGAUCCGACCAGUUUAUCAACAGAUGGUGAAGAAACUAGUUUCAAGGAUAAUCUUACAAAAGAUUGGUCAAAUGAAAGUUUCGAUAAGACACAGUCAUUACGUAAUAGCAUUACUACUAUUAAUACUACUACUGCUACCACUACUACUACUACUAAUACCAAUAGUAAUAGUCAUAAUAACGAUAGUAAUAAUGAUUCUAAACAAGAUCAUAAUAGUUUAAUUAGAAAACCAUUCAAUACUACUGAUAAACUACUUAAACAAAAAUCAACUAUUACUAUCAUACGAAAUGAAUUAGAUAAAUCUAAUAUGAAACCAUAUAUUGUAAAUAGACCAUGUUUACCAAAUAAUCCUACUACUACAACUAGUAGUAGUACUACUUAUUAUAUUAAUAGUAGACAUCAUAAUUCUAUACAACAUCAGAAUCCAAUAGACAAUAGAUUACAUAAUAAUCAAAAUUUAUCCAAAUCAUUAAAUUCAUUAAAUAUAAAUUGUAAACAAUUAAUUGAUAGAAAGAAUUCAAGACCAGUUGAAAGGAUUUCAGUUUUGCCUAUCAUGAAUGAUACUACUAUUAAUAAUAACAGUAGUAAAAGUAAUAAUAAUAAAUUUACUAGGAAUAGUUAUACUACUCAUAAUCAUCGAUUACAAUCAAUAAAAAGUCAUCAUGUAACAGAAAGAAAAUCUACAAUGCAACAAUUGAAAUCAUCACCGUUACAUCAUAAUAAUCAUCAUCAUCAGAGUAGAAACCAGCAAAAUCAAAGUAGAAGUAAAUCAGCUAAUAUGUUUAAUCGUAAAUUAUCAUCUACAUCUACAUCAGCGUCAGCAGCUGCAGCAUCGUCGUCGUCAUCAUCAUCAUGUAAACAAUUCAAUCAUCAAUUAAUCAAUAAACCAGUACAAAUUGUAUAUACAUCAGAAGAGAAUAAAAGACAUCCAGAUAAUUAUGUAAUAGAUGAUCAUUUACAUCAAUCGAAUCAUUCUAAACAGAUUAAUCCAUUAAUUUCUACAAAUAGUAAAUUAAGACAUGGUUCAUUAAUACCUAUAUCAACAAGAUCUUAUUCAAGUUCUCGCAUUCCAUUGAAACAACAUUAAUUGAUUAUUAUUAUUAUUAUUAUGAUUGAAAGUGCCUCAUUUUGUUUGUUUCUGAUUAAAAUCAUAAAUCAAUUGAUGUUAGAUCAUUCUUGAAAACCUGGAACCGUUGGAUAACCAUUGUGGACUCAUCAGAUAACGAAGAAACAGUCAUUCAGCGCUUUCAGGUUUUCAAUAGUGAUCAAUUGAUUACUUGAUUCAUGAUCUUAAUCAAUCUUUAUAAUUUUUGUUGUUGCUAUGCCUAUGUAAUCUCUUUUCAUAUUGAGAUUAUUUUCUUCUCUUCUUUUUUGAUAAAGGAGAACAGAAAACACUUUUUUUCACAUUACAUUAUUCAUUUAUUAUCAAGCAUUCUGUGGUCAGAUUUAAAGUCUUUCAUUGAAAAGAAAAGCAAGACUAAUUUGAAAAUCAUCUUUUUAUCAUCAUGUCCCAUCUCUUUUUUAUUAUCAUGAUGAUACUACUAUUAAACAUUUUAAGUAGUAUAUUUGGUUAUUACCGUUUUCGUUUCUGAAAAAACUCGUUUGCAGUGCUUUAAUCAAUCAUAUUACGACGAUUCAUAAUGAUUAUCAUAUACUAUACUAUACUAUAUUGAUAAGAGUUAGUUAUAUUGGUUUCACACAUCUUCUAUACAAUCUAUAUGGUUACACAUACACACAAUGCAAUAUGAAUUACUUGUGAUCUAAUUAAUGAGUCAAGAAGUAUGAUAGAUUGUUUGGUAGUUGGAUUGAUGACUUGAUUUAAACUAGACCAUCUGGAAGUAGUAGAUAGUCAUUUCGUUCUAGUAUGGUAUUCCUCAACAAGACGAAAUAACCAUCGAGUACUUUCAUGUUUUUCAUGAUGGUCUAACUUCAAUUGAUUUAUCAAUUCACUUAGUAAACUUACUAAUAAUAUUUACACAAAAAAAAUCCUUCUCUGAUUGAUUUUUUACUUCCCACGUUUGUUUCUAUGACAACGAAUGAUUGAUUAUUUAACUUAAAGUAUGAUCACACUUUCUUUGUUGUUGUUUAUUUCACUCAUUUUCUUUGUUUGUUUGUUUUUCUCUUUUUUUACAAGAUUGUUAUCGAUUAUUUCAAUGAUUCUCCUUUAUUUUUUUGUUUUUUUCUUGUUCUUAUUGUUUAUUAUCUUGAAUUUCUGUUGGUUAGUGUUUUUAUUUCUUUUAUACGAUCUCAUUCUAUUCUGUACUGUACUGUUUAUGUUUUGUUUUAUUUUUCAUUUUAUAAGUAAAACAUUAGUAUAGAUGAUAUUGUUGAUGAUUCAUUUGUGAAUAGAGUUGAAGGAUGA